AUGUCAAUCCUAAUCAAAGAAAAACAACAGAAAAAGAAAAAUCAUAACAAUCAUUACAUGCAUUAUGAUCGUGAACAACAAACAAGCAGUACAAUAACAAUACGCUUAGAGCGACAUCAUCGUGGAUUGAUUAUUGAAUGUAUAACGGAAAAUUUACGUAUACCAAAUUCAGCUAUACGUGAUCAAUUGAUUAUCGAUGUUCAAUAUCCACCACAAAUGGAAUUAAAAUUAGGUGCACCAUCAUUAUCAUUGGAUUCAAUACAGGAAGGAAUCGAUAUUUAUUUUGAUUGUCAUAUUGAUUCAAAUCCAUUACCAACAACACCAAUUACAUGGUUAUUCAAUGGUGAACCAUUACAGCCAGAGUCCGGAAUAAUUGAAAGCAAUCAAUCAUUAGUAUUACAACGUGUACAACGUUGGCGUAAUGGUACAUAUCAAUGUCAAUGUUCAAAUCAACAAGGACAAUCAUUAAGUAAUCAAUUAAAAUUGGAUAUUAAAUUUGCACCUGUUUGUCGUUAUCCAUACACAUUGAUUUAUGGUCUACAAUUGAACGAAAUCAUACAGAUUAUUUGUGAAAUCGAUUCUCGUCCUAAUACGGAUAUUACAUUUCAAUGGCGUUUUGAAAAACAUACUAAUUUAGCCAAUUUUAUUGUGAUCAAUAAAACCAAAUCAAUAUUAGAAUAUGUACCAAGACAACGUGAUCAAUAUGGCCUUAUUGAAUGUACAGCAAAAAAUUCAAUCGGUAUUCAACGUGAACCAUGCCGGUAUUUAAUUGUACCGGUUACAAAUCCAUAUUUUCCAUAUGAAUGUUUGGUUUCAAAUCAAAGUGAUUCAACAUUAUCUAUACGUUGUGAUGGAUCAUUAUCAUCAUCAUCAUCAUCAUCGAUGACUAAUCAAUCGAAUUUGAUCGAUAAAGAAUCAAUAUCAACCGAUAAACAUUCCUCAUCAACAUGGUCAACAUCUAAUCAUCAUGGUCAUCAUCGUGAUGAUGAAGAAUCCGAUGAAAUCUUUUCGGGUGAUUCUGAUGAUAAUGAUGACCAAGAUGAUGAUGAUCAAAAAACAACGACCAGACUGAAAUAUAAUCAAAGUUAUCGUAAACAAAAAUCUAAACAUAAUUUAGAUUCUUCAUUAGCAACUAAUCUGACUACAACCGACAUUUAUUCAUUGUAUUUUGCACCGGAUCUACAAUCACAAUCGACAACCGGUAACAACGAUGAUGGUCAAUCAUCAGUUGAUGGUGGUGGUCAAUCAAUCAAAAUGACAUAUCGUAAUGGUAUUGGUCCUUAUCCAACAACAACAACAACAACAAUAACAGCCGGUAAUUUACAACAACAACAACGUGCUGCUGCUGUUCAAUCAUCAAUAUUAUUUCUAAAUGAAUUAGUACCAAAAUUUAAUUCACAUUCAUUAAAUCAACAACCACAUCUAUUAGUUUAUCCACCAACAUAUUAUAUUUGUGAAAUUUAUUCACUUUUACCAAGGCCAACAUUGAUAAAGAAUCUAACAAUCGAUGCAAUCGAUAAACGUAUCAUGAAUCCAUUAUUAAACGGUAGUUUUAGUUUUUUAAUCAAUGAUUUACCAUCAAACACUCCGAUACGUUUGAAUAUUUAUGCACAAAAUAAUCGUAAACGAUCACCAAUACAAAUUGAAUUGCAAGCAAAAACAUUACGUGCAGCUGAACGUCGUAUUGAUUUUGGUGAACAUCAUCAAAGUCAUGAUCAACAUUCGACUAUUUCAACAGCACGUGGCAGCGGUAACGGUAUUCGUAAAACAUCAUCAUUUUUUGAUGAAUUAUUCGGUGGUUAUGGCCGUUUUCGUAAUAAACAUAUGGUUGUUGGUUUAAUAAUAUCAACGGUUAUUAUAACGGUUAUUAUUGCUUUAAUAUUGAUUACGAUUGCAAUUUUACGUUCCAAAUAUCAACAACAACAACAACAACAAAAUACCCGUUAUCAAGGACAUCAUUUGAAUGAUGAACAUUUGUUGACGUCAAACAACAGUAAUGGACGAUUAAAACAAACAACAACCGCAGCAAACGUUGAAGAAAUGAAUACUGCUAAUGAUAACGAUGAUGGUAAUAAUGAAUUUAUUAUGCUGAAUGAUAAAAUGAUACAUAUUACAAAUAAACAACAACAACAAAACAAUUUAGAAGAUUCAACUUUGAAUAACCAGAAUAUUGUUGAAACAACAUUUCUAACUAAUGAAAAUACUGAUGAUAAUCAGGAGCAGAAUAAUAAUGAUGACGACGAUGAGGUUGCCAUUGACAAUCAUCAUCAUCAUCAUCAUAUUCGUAAUAAUCAAAUGGAUUUAGUGGAAUUCGCUGCUGCUACAGCAGGGAAUAAUAAUGAUUAUGGAAUGAAUCUUAUUGAUGAUGAUAAUUCAAUGUCAGCAUCAGCUGCUAAAAGAACAUCUAUAACAGGGUUAACAUCACAUCAUACUGCUGCACAACAGCCACCACCAAAUUAUUAUGAUUUAAAUCUUACAUCAGAAACAUCAGCAUCUUCAGAUUCAAUUCAAACUAAUCAACCAGCCGGUUAUUAUUUUUCAAAAGAAAGAUCAAGAAGAUCAAGAUCAAAAUCAAGAUCAUCAGUAUCAUCGGACAAAAGUAGAAAAUCAACAGCAGGUAGUGAAAAAUCAAAACGAAAUAAAAGUCGACGAUCAUCAUCAUUAGGUGGUAGAGAAGAAUCAAGACGAUCAAAACGUCAUAGUCGUAAAGAACGUAGUAGUCGAUCAUCAUCAGCACCACCUGAUUUUGGUUAUGGUAGUGGUGGUCAAAAAUCACCAAGAUUAUUUAAUAAACAAAAUGAUGAUCCAUUAACAUCAAUAGAUAAACGUAUAAAAUCGGUAAUUAAAGGUAUUGCAUCGGAUAAAGUACCGAAAAUUAUUAUUACCGGUAGUGGUAUUAGUGCUAGUUUUGCUAAAAAAGAUGAUGAUUUAUUAAAAUUAUUAGCGAAAAAAUCAUCACACGGAUCAACAUCACCACCAGCAUCAACAUCACCACCACAGCAGCAACAACAGCAAACAAUAGCUAUUCUAAAAGUACCAUCAACAAAAUUGACUGAAAAAGUAAAAUCCAUAAUAAGAAGGGAAAAAUCACAACCACCAACAUUUAAAAUAAUGGAAGUUGUACAUUUAUCGAAAUCGAAAAGUUUACGAAAACAAUCGAAACCAAAAUCAGUACCGCAUUUACCACCACCGCAAUUAGCAACACAAGUACCACCACCACCAACAUUCAAAGUAAUCGAAGUUAUUAAUCUAGGACAUCCAUCAAAAUCAAGAAGUUUACGAAAACAAAGAUCAUUAUCACCACCUCAACUAGCAACAGCAACAGCAGCAGCGGCAAAUCCUGAAACAGCCACCACAAUGUAUUCAUUACGUAAAACAACAUCAAAAGCAUAUGCUAUGCCUGUUGAUGAAAUAUCGUUUACGAUUGGAGCAAAUAGAAAUACACGUGAUACUGAUGAUGGUACUAUUGAUCAACAACAAGAUGAUUGGAACUUACAACAACAACAACAACAGCAGCAGCAACAAGAAUUUUCUGUAUCAGCAACAACUGAAGCAUCAGUAACUGUAGAUACAAGACCAUGGUUAAAAGAUAUA
Molecule: messenger RNA, 3594 nt
Organism: Dermatophagoides pteronyssinus (European house dust mite)
Lineage: Eukaryota; Metazoa; Arthropoda; Arachnida; Sarcoptiformes; Pyroglyphidae
Source: RefSeq, a predicted model, not a curated record